AUGGCGUCUUCUCAGGACGCUUGGUAUUUAUCGUUGCUAGGUUUAGCUGAAAAUUUUCGAACAUCGAACCCACCGAAUAUUAAAUCAUGUAUUCAGUGUCUUCAAGCUGUAUUUCAUUUCAAACCACCACCUCGGGUCGAAGCUCGUACUCAUUUACAACUUGGGAAUAUUCUGCUUACCCAUACAAAAAAUAUCGAUUUGGCGCGAUCGCAUCUAGAACAAGCGUGGCGUUUAAGUCAAAAUAUAAACACCUUUGAUGAUGUUAAAUUUGAAGCAGUAAGUGUAGUAGCUGAAUUGUACGAACAACAGCAACAGCCAAGUUUAAGUAAACCAAUAUUAAGAAAGGCUAUAGAAUUAUCUCAGCAUAAUGUUUAUUGGCAUUGCAGACUUAUAUUUCAAUUGGCGCAAAUACACACAUCUGAAAAAGAUUUUGUAGCAGCCAAUGGUUUACUGAGCGUUGGCGUUGAUUAUUCACAUCUUAGUAAUGCAAGUUAUACGCGUGUAUUAUUUUUAUUAAGUCGAUGUAUGGUCUUAUUAAUAGAUAAACAGUUUACCGAAGUUCAUGCUCUUUUAAAUUCGGCUGGUCAUCAUGUUGAAAAUUGGCAAGGAAGUUCGUACCAAAAAGAAUACUUGAAAGUAUAUUAUUUGGUGCUUCAAGUUUGUCAUUUUCUUAUGGCUGGACAGGUAAACAGUGUGAAGUCUUGUUUAAAACAAUUACAACAAAGUAUACAAACGAUCAUGUCUCCUAACUGGCCAGCGGAUGAUGUAGUUACAGGUUCUAAUAUAGGAGAUAUGUUUAUAUGGAUGCCAAAGGAUCAUUUAUAUGUUUUGGUUUAUCUUGUAACUGUUAUGCAUUCCAUGCAAGCUGGUUAUAUGGAUGAAGCACAAAAAUAUACAAAUAAGGCUCUUACUCAAAUUGAAAAAUUAAAAAUCGUUGACAAUAAGCCGAUACUCUCUGUCUUUCAACUCAUGUUAUUAGAACAUAUAGUUAUGUGUCGUCUUGUUAUGGGAAAUAAAAGUGUGGCGCUUGCGGAAAUAGCUCAGGCAUGUCAACUUUGUAGGCGACAACCAAGAUUACUACAAGCCCAUCGACCGCAACUGCAUGCUCUUUUGGGAUUAUAUGCAAUGUCUAUGAAUUGUAUGGAAGCUGCUGAAGCUCAGUUUACAGCUGCUCUUAGGACAUCUCAAGAACGAGAACUGUGGACAUUUGCCAAUUUAAAUCUGGCCAUAGUAUAUCUCAGAACAAAAAGAGACACAGAAUUGGGUGCUUUAAUGGAAAGAAUAAAUCCAGAAUCCUUACCAUCACACUCACAUUCCUUAAGAGCAGCAGCAUACUAUGUUCAAGGUCUCCAAGCUUUUUUUGGAGCUAGACAUAAUGAAGCCAAGAGAUACCUAAGAGAAACAUUGAUAAUGGCAAGCGCAGAGGAUUUAAAUAGACUAACUUCUUGUAGCCUUGUUUUGUUAGGACAUAUAUUUCUUUCAUUAGGAAAUAGCAGAGAAUCUAUGAAUAUGGUAACACCGGCUAUGCAACUUGCUUCCAAAAUACCAGAUGUGCAUGUACAAUUAUGGGCUACUGCUAUUUUGAAAGAUUUGUAUAGAAUUUGUGGGGAUCCUAAUCGUGAAAAUGAAGCAUAUCAAAUGCAUUGUACAUUUUCUCAAACCCUUUUGAAAGACCACUUUCAAAGUACACAAAUGAGUGAACAUGCUCUUAUUCAGUGGACAGAUGGUCCUAUACCUGUUUUGCCAAAUGACCCACCACCUUCCACAUCUCAAACAAUUCUUCAAUAAAAUUAAAAAAUACCAAUUUUGCUUAUUUACUUAAAGUAUAUGGUUGUUAAAAUGUGAAAGUAUGUCAGAUUUGUGUGAUAGUGUUGCUGAAUGGUCAUUAUGCAAGAAAGGAAAAAAAACUAAUAGUGCAAAACUUAAUACAUAAAAAGUAAGUUUGUUAUAUAUUUAGAAUUCAUUUCAUAGAAUGACAUGUGUUGAUUCUAUAUUUAAUAUGGAAAAGUUAUUUGGGCUAUCAGAAGGGCGUUUGAAUUAUUAUUAUUUUUAGAAAAAUGUAAUAUUCUUUAGUAUAGAUUCCUUCUAUAACAUUUAUUUCAAAUUUAGACGAUAUGAACAGAGAAAAACGCACAUCCUGAUAAAACAGAUGUAUAGAAAAUUAAAAAAAAAUUGGUUAAUUUUAAAUUAUAUUAUGUCAAGUGAAUUUAAUGGAAUAUUACAUGUAAUAAUAUUCUAUAUAUGUUAGAUAUAUUAAACUUCGAAUAUUCUUAAUUUUUAUUAAUACAGUAAAAAUAUUUUUAUCAUUAAUUUUAUAUGUAGCUUGCUAUUAUGCUAAAAGAGUUAAUGUUAUUAUAUUUUAAUUUGUAUUAGAAAGAGAUUUAGUUUUAGAUUAAAUUAGAUUAAUUAUUGCAGGGUUAACAUGAUAACAUUAUACCAAAGUAAAGUAAGUUAAAAUAACAUUGACAAUGAUAAUGAUAGAAAUGAUAAUAUUCAAGAUAAUCAAUAAUUGAUAAACAUUGCGAUUACCAGAAUGACUGAUGAGUGUUCUCUGUAUUAGUUUUAUUCAAAAUGAGAUACAACUUAUUUUAUAUAAUAGUAAAAAUGUACAGUAAAUUUUAACACAAUUUAAGAUAAAUAUUUUAAUAAAUUUCUUAUAGAAUUUUGUAAAUUCUAACUUUUCUCUGAUAAGAAAAAGAGUUUUAUAAAAUAAGAAAGUAAUAUAUUUACUAAACUCAUUUUGUGUGUGCAUUAAUUUAAUUUCUUAAUACGAAUUUAAUCGAAGAACAUCUUAUUUAUUUUUUCAAACGCUUUUCUGACAUUAUCUGUAUUGCAGCUUUUUCCACUAUUAAAUAUGUGAUUCAAUCUUCAUUUUUUUGCAGUCUGUAUCUCUUUUCUUUUUUUUAUCACACCAUGUAUCUGAUACAUAUCAAGAUUCAAAAAUUGUAUAUGGUGUG
Molecule: messenger RNA, 2957 nt
Organism: Polistes canadensis
Lineage: Eukaryota; Metazoa; Arthropoda; Insecta; Hymenoptera; Vespidae
Gene: Mau2
Product: MAU2 chromatid cohesion factor homolog
Exons: 8
Coding region: 1-1788 (595 amino acids)
Biological process (GO): maintenance of mitotic sister chromatid cohesion; mitotic sister chromatid cohesion
Cellular component (GO): chromatin; SMC loading complex
Molecular function (GO): protein binding; double-stranded DNA binding
Source: RefSeq, a predicted model, not a curated record